Molecule: messenger RNA, 2418 nt
Organism: Amphibalanus amphitrite
Lineage: Eukaryota; Metazoa; Arthropoda; Thecostraca; Balanomorpha; Balanidae
Product: DNA polymerase epsilon subunit 2-like
Exons: 12
Coding region: 108-1688 (526 amino acids)
Biological process (GO): error-prone translesion synthesis; DNA-templated DNA replication
Cellular component (GO): epsilon DNA polymerase complex
Molecular function (GO): DNA binding
Source: RefSeq, a predicted model, not a curated record
GGGUGGAGGAGCGGUCGGGAACACGUCCGGACGCCAGGAGUGGUGGGACCCUAUAUAUGGCCUUGGAAAAAAAAACAUAAUAAAAGAAGACUUCCAUAAUCUCCGGAAUGGAGCGUUCAGCACUGAAGCACAGUGUCAACUCUACCUUCAGGUUGAAUGGAUACACUCUUAAAAACGAUGCGGCCAACUAUAUCGUGGAGGCGCUGCUUCAGGUGGGGGAGCAGCAGAGGCAGCUGUGGAUGGACAAGAUCCUGGCCACUGUGCAGAAACAGCCGCUCGACACGGCCAUCAUCGGCCGGGACCUGGUCCGCGACGUGCUGCAGAACUGCAUCCGGGAGACGCGCGGGGAGGUGGACUUCUUCAUGGUGUUCGACGCCUUCAGCGUGCCCGGCUUCAGCUACUGCGUCAACAAGCAGAAGUUCCUGAAGGACGAGCUGCUGGGUCUGCCGGCCGGCUCUGUGCUCCCCGACAGCGUCGCACCCAAGGCGGAGGUCUUCAGAAAUCGGUACCACCUGAUCCACCAGCGGUGUCUGCGGAACGAGCUGUUUGGCGGCACGGACGCCAGCGGCGGCGGCGGCGGCCGGCGCCGCUUCCGUCUGCAGCCGGUCGAGCUGCUGCUCGGCUCGACCUCCCGGCUGGAGGACGUCCUAGUGCUGGGCAUGCUCACCCAGCUCACCGAGGGCAAGUUCUUCCUGGAGGACCCCACGGGCGCCGUGCAGCUGGACCUCGAGCACACCAAAUUUCCGGUGGGAAUGUUCUCCGAAGGGUGUUUCGUCCUCUGUGAGGGCAGCUACGAUGACAACAUCUUCACCUGUUCCGUCAUGGGCUUCCCACCGGCCGAAGACGCGGAGACAUUCCGAAAUCAUUUCGGAAACCAGAACAUGUUUGGUGGCUCGAACCACAUAUGCGCUCGAGCAAACACAGAACUGCAGUCUGUAGAGAAAGAGCUAGAUGGCAGCAUGUUUGUCUUCCUCUCAGACAUGCUCCUGAACCAGCCGCAGGUGAUGGACCGACUUCGGAGACUGCUGGACGGCUUCAAACACUCGCCGCCCACGGCCUUCGUCAUGAUGGGCAACUUCACGGACGCGCCGCGCGAUGCCAACAGCUACCGCGAGCUGCGCAAACACUUCACGACCCUGGCGGAGAUGAUCACCAAGGUGCCGGAGCUGCGGGAGUCUCGGUUCGUGUUCGUGCCCGGCCCGACCGACCCGGGCAUCGCUCCUAUCUUGCCCAGACCGCCACUCUCCGCCUACAUAUCGGAGGAGUUCCGCAGACGAGUGCCCAACUCAGAGUUCACCACCAACCCGUGCCGGAUACAGUUCUGUACCCAGGAGAUGGUCAUAUUUCGGGAGGACGUGCUCUCGAAGCUGUGCAGGCACGGCAUCUACUACCCGACCGAAAACUGUCCCGACAUCCCGCCGCACUUUGUCACCACGCUGGUGUCGCAGUGCCACCUGGCGCCCCUACCGCCGCACAUCUGCCCCGUGUACUGGCAGCACGACCGGGCCCUCCGACUCUACCCGCUGCCCGACGUGGUGGUGUGCGCAGACAAGUUCGAUCAGUACACCAUCACCAAGCUGGGCUGCACGGUGCUCAACCCGGGCUCUUUCCACAAGGACUUCAUGUUCAAGGUGUACCUGCCCAGCACACGGACGUGCGAGAACUCUCAGGUGGGCGACGACAGCUGAUCCCUCAUCCCCUACUAUCGGUUAGAGUCUCAAUGUCGCCCAUUACGCCAGAUCAGCGAAGUGUUGGAUGCUCACAGUGUGCCUUAUAUGGAAGGCACAAGGGUUUAUGCAUCCUAGCGUCUUCAUGCGUCACACGCAGGCUAACCCGGGUAUAGCCUGGUUUCUACGUCCGUAUGAGAGGAGAAUUGGCUAUGCGCCAUGCAUUCAGAGGCCAGCACGCAGCGGCAGACGCGCACAAGUCAUAGGUACUACGUCUGACGGGCGACUGAAGAGCAGUUGCCGUGAAUAAUACCGUGAAUGGUAAAACGUAAAUGAUACCGUAAAUACACUGCUAUCACAGCGCGAUCUUGUUGGCACUAUCUUUUGCGACGAGCUGGUCCCGACGCUAGGUGCAGCGAUCCCGGCGGCACCGACACAUUUAACGGCGUACCACACUGCUUAUAGUGCCGGUAUCCCUUCUGGGGUGACUCCAGAAUCGGUGGGAGGCGGCAUCUCCCCGCCAGCCGCCAGAUGUCUCUGCUGUGGUGGCCACUAAGUCCUGUUGGACAGACCAAAAGCGUAUGCUUCUCUGUGUGAACGAUGUAUGUUUUUAGUGCAUUCGAAAUGUAUGUUUUUGUACGUGUGUAUUUCCUGUCGCCUUUAGAUGAUAUGUAUAAACGACUGAGGUGUUUGUGAGUAGUGAUUGAGAGGUAUUGUUUAAAAUGAACGAAAUACAUACGACGUACUUUGA